Styela clava is the source of this 1395-nucleotide messenger RNA. NCBI's taxonomy places the organism in Eukaryota, Metazoa, Chordata, Ascidiacea, Stolidobranchia, Styelidae. The record is from RefSeq and is a predicted model, not a curated record.
UUUAUAACUUAUGGAAUAUAAUGAAAAAUAGUUAGAAAAACCAAAAUGUGGAAAAUUAUUCUUUUUCUGUGCUUUGUAGUACGGAUAUCGAAGGGGCUAAUUAAAGGUAAUACUGCAGUUGUCCCCGAAGUGCCUCAAGACGUUGCAAUAAGUAAUAUCACCAGUUCAACAGUAGUCGCAGUCAUCACACCUCCAAACAAUACUCUAAUUGCUGUCACACAAUAUAUCAUAACAGUGAGACAAGAUAUCGAUGACUGCAAUUCAUUUAAUGACGCAAGUUGCCAUGAGAACGACCAGCAAACAUUCGCAGCUACAGCUGACAACAGAUACACAAUAACUGGCCUACAAGCCUACAGAAAAUACGUCGUCUCUGUGGUCGCCGUAUCUCUCGGUGGGAGAGGUGAAUCAAGUUCGAAUUUUACAUUUACUACAGCCGCUGGACGACCAAACCCUAUCUUUAAUGUAGUGACUGUAUCACUACCGGAAGUAAUUAUUGUGACGUUCAAUGCCGGAACCCCGAUUACUGGACCUACAUCUCAUGGAGUAAUCUUGAUAGCGCCCGAUAGAUCAACUCGGCAAGCGGGGGUUACAGCAUCAUUAUCAUCUUCGAUAUCUAUAACCGUUCCAAAUGUUGCAUAUAAUACUGUUUAUAAGCUUCAUAUUACAUCAACCGUGAACGAUGUUGGUUCAUCUCAAUUACCACCAGGAACAACCGUUACAUCAGUACCUUCAAGUCCGUUAUUCACCGUCGCACGUGAUAGUGAUGUUCAGCUUACACUGACAAUACAAGCUGUAGAUGGAGCAACAUCUUACUUGGUUUCAUAUAUACAGGCCAAUUGUCCCAACUGCACUGCUCAGACUGCAACGUCUACUGACACAACUGUUGUUCUGAGUGAACUCACAGCAUAUACAACAUACAGAAUAUCUGUAUUUGCUGUCUCCGCAGCUGGAACGAGUUCGGGAUCUACCUUAUCACAGCAAACAAGGGCAGGAAUUAACAACGUAUGUGAAGAAAAGCAUGUUGUAUUCAAUGAAGAUACUGGAGUAAUCACAAAAAUGAUUUAUAUAGUUACUCAAGAUGGAUCAACAGUCAGCAUUGAUUUAUCAAGAUUUUGGGCAACUUCUUCCCAAGAAGAUGUUUCUUCCCCUUAUGUUACCCUUACCGUUCCAUGCGAAAAUAACAGUAAUCGAAAAAGACGUGCUGUUGUGAACAAUGGUGUAGUUAUUGGUGCUGACAAUACUUGCCAAACGGGUACGAAUACAGAAUGCAAUGGACGAUUGAAACCAGACACAGCUUACACUAUACGAGUAUGUGGUGCGAAUGAAGAAAACAAUUCAGUUUGUACUAAACCGAGUGUAAUUGUAAAAACUGAUUCGGAGCCUCCAUGUAAGUAA